Oryzias melastigma (Indian medaka) is the source of this 657-nucleotide messenger RNA. RefSeq names its product phosphotriesterase related (gene pter). Gene Ontology annotation, biological process: catabolic process. Gene Ontology annotation, molecular function: zinc ion binding. The record is from RefSeq and is a predicted model, not a curated record. NCBI's taxonomy places the organism in Eukaryota, Metazoa, Chordata, Actinopteri, Beloniformes, Adrianichthyidae.
UUUGAAAAAACAAGUUACCUGCUUCCAGAGCGUGGUCUCGUAAAGUAUCGCGAUACUCCGCGUGAGUUCCUAGACUCCUGAUCUGCUUGUGGUGGAAGUGUUUUUCUACGAUCACAAACAAGGUGCUGAUAGAAUCCUGACUCUGAUCAGAACAUCAUGGUUAGUGGGAAGGUCCAGACUGUCCUGGGUCCGGUGGACCCGGAGCAGUUGGGACGCACGAUGACCCACGAACAUCUGACCAUGACCUUUGAGUGCUGCUACUGCCCCCCUGCAGCCGGCGCUGAAGCAGAGCCAGAAAACCCCUUCCAGAUGCAGCACAUGCACUGGCUGAGACAGAACCCGUACAGCUGCCGGGAGAACCUGCUGCUGCAGCAGGAGACCGGCGCCGUGCGCGAGGAGCUGCUGGCCUACAGGAAGAACGGAGGAGGAACUAUAGUGGAGAACACGACCACCGGCAUCGACCGGGACCUGCCCGCCCUCAGACAGCUGGCCAAGGACACCGGGGUUCACAUCAUCGCUGGAGCUGGGUUCUAUGUGGACGCGACCCACUCUGAGGCCACCAGAAGAAUGAGUGUGGAGAAGACAGCAGCAGGUGGACAAGAUCCUGACGGACAACCCCAAACACUGGCUGACCUUCAAAUAAACCAAAGAGUUUGA